AUGGAGAAGUACGAGAAGGUGUUGUGUCUGGGCAGGGGAGGAGCAGCGGACGUGUUCCUGAUGAGGCACGUGGAGGGCAAGAGCCUGCACGCGGUGAAGAGGAUCAAAGUCGAGGACACACGGACGGCCAAAACCCAGCGGGCACUUCUCCAGGAGGCUGAGAUCCUUAGUCGGUUAGAGCACCCUCACGUGGUUAAAUGCCACGAAGCCUUCGCCAACACUGACGGAUUCAUUUACAUCGUGAUGAGCUACUGCGACGGGGGGACGUUAGAUGACAAAGUGAAGGGGAGGAAACCAAUGGAGUUUUUCCCAGAGGGUACUGUGAUGGGGUGGUUUGCACAGGUCGCUGUGGCUUUAAAUUACAUACAUGGGGCUAGAAUACUGCACAGGGACAUCAAAACAUCAAAUGUACUGCUAACAAAGGAAGGAGUGGUCAAGUUAGGGGACUUUGGGAUAUCCAGAGUAAUGACCGACACAGCGGACAUGUCGUCCACAUGUGUCGGGACACCCAUCUACCUCAGUCCUGAGCUGUGCCAGGAUGUCCCGUACAGUUCCAAGUCAGACAUCUGGGCUCUUGGCUGUCUGCUGUAUGAGAUCUGUGCUCUCAGACCUCCGUUUGCGGCCACAAACCUCCUGAGUCUGUUCUACAAGAUCACCAAAGGAGAGUAUGACCCUGUGCCGAGCAGCUUCUCUGACGGCGUCUCCUCUUUGAUCCAGAGAAUGCUCUGCCUCAACCCAGAAAACAGGCCCACUGCUGCCUGGAUGCUUGACACUGCCUAUGUGCAAGACCACCUGGAGUCUGUCAAACACACAGUGACCCACCGUGGUCAUGUGAAAAGCUGUGGCACAAAGAAAGAAGGAAACAACUCAGACACCACACCACAGCCAGGUGUGCUCAGUCAGUCCCACCCAUGGGAAGAAAAAGAGCACAACCCGGAGGCCGGUUCCAGUGAUGUGGAGGACAAGUGCGAUGCUUUGUGUGUUGGAGCACAAAACCACUGUGACUAUCCGGAGGACUUUGAUGAAGAUGAACGUUUUUUCUCUCUUGAGGAGCGCAGUGAGCACUUAGGGUCGCCAAUGAGGAGUGAUUCUACUGAGCCUCUUGUAUUUUCAGAGGCUUCUGACGUCUCAGAGCAGGUUGAAUAUCCAGAUGACUUCGAGGAGGCCGAUGUGGACGAAGAAUAUGAGGAUGAAGCCGCCUCAGGUCAAAGUGCUGCUCCUCAUGAUGAUGCGGUGGAGGAGGAGUUCCGGCUGUGCGAUGCGGGAGGAUUGACCAUCACACUGAAAGCACUGAAGGAAAAGGGAUAA
Messenger RNA from Cyclopterus lumpus (lumpfish), 1308 nucleotides. RefSeq names its product NIMA-related kinase 12 (gene nek12). Gene Ontology annotation, biological process: protein phosphorylation. The record is from RefSeq and is a predicted model, not a curated record. The coding region runs from base 1 to 1308 and encodes 435 amino acids. The transcript is spliced from 2 exons. Lineage: Eukaryota; Metazoa; Chordata; Actinopteri; Perciformes; Cyclopteridae. Gene Ontology annotation, molecular function: protein kinase activity; ATP binding.